This is a messenger RNA of Paralichthys olivaceus (Japanese flounder), 939 nucleotides long. RefSeq names its product cAMP-dependent protein kinase inhibitor alpha (gene pkia). Gene Ontology annotation, biological process: negative regulation of cAMP-dependent protein kinase activity. Gene Ontology annotation, cellular component: nucleus; cytoplasm. Gene Ontology annotation, molecular function: cAMP-dependent protein kinase inhibitor activity. NCBI's taxonomy places the organism in Eukaryota, Metazoa, Chordata, Actinopteri, Pleuronectiformes, Paralichthyidae. The record is from RefSeq and is a predicted model, not a curated record.
UGUGAGUCGGCUGAAGAGCUGCACAGGCUGAUGUGAUCGAGCCCCUGCACAUAUUGGGACGCCCCCCACUCCAAACAGGUCCUGCUAUGGUGAGGUCUUUCAGCGAUGAGUGAUGUCGAGGCGACCUUUGAGGACUUCAUUGCCUCUCGACGGUCCGGACGCAGGAACGCCAUCCAUGAAAUCCCAGCAGGCCCUGGAGAGCAGGGACCCAGCGGCCUGUCAGAGAGUCUAGCACAGCUUAACAUCAACAAACCAGGAGAAGGAGAAGACGCUGAGAAAAGCCAGGACUCUCCCACCAAGAAGGAGGAGUGUCAAGGUGAGGGCGACUGAAUGGCCGUUUAUGGACUCAGGAAAGUCACACUCACUGUUCUCUGCCUGAUCCCUGGAAGCUCGGCCUCUGACUGGCACCAUGACUACAAAGACACAACGCAAAAUCCUCCGCUGGCACCGUCACACCAUCAGGAUGACAUCACCGUGCUAAUCUCAAUUCUGUAUCCUUCCUGCGCUCCAGGAUGUUCCCAUUUCCUUAAAAGCAUUCUUUCCUCACUGACACUGUCUCUGCUCUCAGGUAGUUGAUACAGGAUCAAAUGUGAUGCACGGUGAACACAUCAUGAUUUUGGACAACCAGAAGCAGCUAUGUUUAUCUGAGAGAAGCUCGGAGGGGGAAGGAGAGAAGGGAACAAAGGCCAUUCAAGAAUUUGGGCGCAGGAUCAAAGGUUUCUGAUGAAUUUGAGUUUCGUCUUGCUUUGAGUCAACACUUUUAGUCUCACUAAUCAGCAUUAGUGAGACUAAAACGCUUCCAGGGAUCCCAGGACAGUGAUGGGAUAGCUUCUCAUCCUCUGCCCUUAUUGAAUCAGCACACCCACACACGUACUUUCCUCAUCAAUGCUCAAUAAUUUUUGGGGUUCGUACUCCAUCCAUUUGUUGAAUGAAUUGGUC